Amyelois transitella is the source of this 3019-nucleotide messenger RNA. It is a transcript of the gene bor, whose product is annotated as ATPase family AAA domain-containing protein 3A homolog. The coding region runs from base 135 to 2033 and encodes 632 amino acids. Gene Ontology annotation, biological process: mitochondrion organization. The transcript is spliced from 10 exons. Gene Ontology annotation, cellular component: mitochondrion. Gene Ontology annotation, molecular function: zinc ion binding; ATP binding; ATP hydrolysis activity. The record is from RefSeq and is a predicted model, not a curated record. NCBI's taxonomy places the organism in Eukaryota, Metazoa, Arthropoda, Insecta, Lepidoptera, Pyralidae.
UCGUGCAACUUCAAGUCAUUACCCGCCCGAUGAUAGUGAUUGGUUGAUUGGAAGCACAUUGAAAAUUCAACUGAGGAGAAAUUCUUUAUUUAUAGAUAAUUUACAAUUUGAUGAAUUAAAAACCAUCAAGAAAAAUGUCGUGGUUGUUCGGUUAUAGUACAAAACCCCCUCAGCCUCCUACAGAUGAUCCGCCUCUAGGGAACGAAGGUGGUGCUGCUGCCGCACCCUCCCAAAACCUGACGAAAGCUGAAAAGAAAGCUAUGGAAGCAUAUCGGUUUGAUUCAAGUGCCUUGGAGCGAGCAGCUCAAGCAGCCAGAGAACUCGAAAGAUCUAGACAUGCUAAGGAGGCUUUGGAACUCAGUAAAUUACAAGAGGCAACAAAGCAGCAAGAGCAAAUGGCGAAGAUCAAGGAAUAUGAAGCUGCCAUAGAACAGUCCAAAGUAGAGCAGAAGAAAGUGGAUUAUGAGGAAAGGCGUAAAACAUUACAGGAAGAAACUAAACAGCAUCAAAUGCGUGCUCAAUAUCAAGACCAACUUGCAAAGAAAAGGUAUGAGGAGCAGUUGGUACAGCAGCAACGAAGUCAAGAAGAAAUAUUGAAAAAGCAAGAGGAAAGUGUAGCAAAGCAAGAAGCUCUGCGUAGAGCAACCAUUGAGCAUGAAAUGGAACUUCGUGAGAAGAAUAAAUUGAAGACUAUUGAAGCAGAAGCCAGAGCCAGGGCUAAAGCAGAGCGUGAGAACAGGGACAUCACAAUGGAACAAAUCAGAUUGAAAGCUGCGGAAAACAGGACUACCAUCUUGGAAAGUAUAAAGACAGCUGGAAAUGUGAUUGGCACAGGUCUCAAUGCCCUCGUGACUGACUGGGACAAAACCUUGGCAGCGGCUGGAGGGCUGUCUCUCUUGGCUUUGGGUGUGUAUACAGCCAAGGGGGCUACCUCUGUUACAGCCAGAUUCAUAGAGGCCAGGAUUGGAAAACCCAACUUGGUCAAUGAAACCUCAAGAUUCUCAUUGUUAGAAGCCCUGAAGCAUCCUAUAUUGACUGUAUCAAGAGCUGUGGCAAGUUUUAGAAAACCAUCUGAUGCAUUGUCUGGAGUGGUCCUUGCACCCACUCUAGAGAAAAGACUUCGGGACAUCGCAAUUGCAACAAAGAACACACGGCUUAACAAAGGAUUUUACCGAAAUCUUCUCAUGUAUGGUCCACCUGGUACUGGAAAGACAUUAUUUUCAAAGAAACUCGCAAAACAUUCUGGAAUGGACUAUGCCAUUUUGACUGGUGGUGAUGUUGCACCUAUGGGCAAAGAUGCAGUGGCAGCUAUCCAUAAAGUAUUCGACUGGGCGAAUACAAGCAGAAAAGGUGUACUAUUGUUUAUCGACGAGGCUGACGCAUUUCUGAGGAAACGUUCAUCUGAGCGUAUCAGUGAAGAUUUGAGGGCAGCUCUGAAUGCUUUCCUUUACCGUACAUCUGACCAGAGCAACCGCAUUAUGUUGGUGUUGGCUUCUAACACUCCGCAGCAGUUCGACUCGGCUAUCAAUGAUCGUCUGGACAAGAUGAUUGAGUUCGGACUCCCCGGGUUUGAAGAGCGAGAACGUCUUAUUCGGCUUUAUUUUGAUAAGUUCGUGCUUCAACCCGCGUCUGAAGGAAAGAGGCGUUUGAGCGUGGACCAAUUUGACUACGGAGCACUCUGUACCAAGCUAGCGGAGCGCACUGCGGGCAUGUCAGGUCGUGCCCUGUCUAAGCUUGGCGUCGCGUGGCAAGCGGCCGCAUACGCCUCCGACGACGGCCGCCUCACUGAGCAAAUGUGCAUCGAUAUAUGCGACGACGCCGUCAAAGAUCAUCGCCAGAAGAUGGAGUGGCUAUCGACUGAAGAGAAAUCUCGAAGUAUGUUGCCUUACCUGCUAGACUUACCACCAUUGGACAAACUAGACAACAACAAACCAAAGAUUACAAUUACAGAGUUACCAUCUGACGAUGAGAAAUCUACAAAACCCAAAUCCAAGAAAAAGGUUUCUGCAAAGGAAAUUGAGACUGAAAAGUGACACUGUGCCAUAGAGAACGAUGGAGCAAGGCCACAAUCACGAGCAAGCACAACUCCCAGCAAUAACAUACAAAUUAAAAACUGUGAUACAAAUAACAAAAAAAUCAUAUAUUAUGAUCUGAGAGUGUCCAAAUUCCAAAAAUUCAUCAUAAUAAGUGAUCAAGAUAUGAUAACAUUGAGGCGGCUUUCUCAAAGAAUUAGAACCUAAUGGUUGUACUUGAAAUUGUGCUUGCUUUUUACGCUGUUUUGGUGGGUGUAUCAGAUAUUUAUUUCAGAUUGUGUGGUGCUAUCCACCAAUGACCGCUGUCCUGCAUUUGUUAUUAUUGAUUAUAAGUAGAUUAAAUAUAUUCUUUACCAGUCGACUAAGCCGAAGGUAUGAUAUGAUACAGACAAACAAAACCUAAAAACAAAUUAUGCUGAAAUUUCUUUUAAAAUAAAAAUAAAUCUUUGGAAUUUUCACAGGGUUAUAUCAGGGGGAAAAGCCUGUUAAAAAUAUACCAAUAGUCUGAUUUUUUGACUGGUAUUGAAUGAUGCAAUAAAAGUACAACUAAUAUAAUAAUGAAACUUGUAUGAAUACUACAAAUAUUCUCACAAUUCAUACAAGUUUUCUAUGGAAUAAACUUGAACUGUGCUUUCGUAGUUAAUAUAGGAGCUAUAAUUUUCAAAUAACUUUAAGGGUGGCAUUGAAAAGGUAUAUUUGUUUCAAACUUAAGUAUAUUGUGUGUAUGGUAUAGUUGGGGAUAUUGUUUCGUGUAGCUUGGCAAAAGGAAAACAAAAUAAGUAUAGUCUAGAUCUUUAUUGUACGAAUACUGAAGUCUCCAAUGAGUUAGUAUUACAGCACAACACAGUUCUUGUUCGUGUAUUGAGCAAUAACAACGAAAAAAUAAAGAUUGUUGAAAAUCGUCAAAAUACUUAGGUAUAUUAUUGACCGUUAUUGAUUUGUUGAUACUUUUACAAGUAGUUUUCAAUAGAAGUUAUUAAUCUUUA